Molecule: messenger RNA, 1008 nt
Organism: Alnus glutinosa
Lineage: Eukaryota; Viridiplantae; Streptophyta; Magnoliopsida; Fagales; Betulaceae
Product: protein DMP3-like
Exons: 1
Coding region: 204-875 (223 amino acids)
Biological process (GO): endomembrane system organization
Source: RefSeq, a predicted model, not a curated record
CCUUCUAUUUAGUUGUCCCCAAGCAACCCCACAACCACUUCUAGCUAGCUCCAUCGGCAAAGAUAUCAUCACUUUCUGGCAUAUAUACCUUCGCCGGACACCGCCGCCGCCGGCCGCCACCACAAUAUCUUGUGUUGAUCGAUCCUCUCGCUUUUAGGCCGUCUUGUUUUUGUAAGGAUCACCAAAUUAAACGACCCUUAGAAAUGUCUACCCUUAGACCAAGAUCCACAACCACCAAGCAACCAUCCAUAAAAGAUACAGAAGCCACACCAAUCCCCACCGCCAAUGGAGACGUCGCAGCAGUGGACGCCCCGAAAGCCGUUCUACAACGUCAGCCGACUAUGUCGCGAAGCCUUACAAGCACGGCAGCCAAUCUAGCGAACCUCCUUCCCACCGGGACGCUCCUGGCCUUCCAACUCCUCACACCAAUGUUCACCAACAACGGUACAUGUGACGCUGCCACACGCCCCAUGACGCUCAUCCUCCUUGUAAUCCUCGCCCUCUCAUGCUUCCUUGCAAGCUUCACCGACAGUGUCAAGGCACCAGACGGACAGGUCUACUACGGCUUCACCACCUUCAAAGGGUUGUGGCUAAUUGAUUACCCAGAUGCUUCCGGCGCCGGCCUUCCAGAUUUAAGCAAGUUAAAAAUAAGGUUGAUUGAUGGGAUUCAUGCUGUCUUAUCUGUAUUGGUGUUUGGUGCUGUGGCUUUAAGGGAUAGGAAUGUCUUGGAGUGCCUUUAUCCACAGCCUGGGCGUGAGAUUCAGGAGGUUUUGAACAUUGUUCCAGUUGGGGUUGGGAUCAUUUGCAGCCUCUUGUUUAUGGUUUUCCCCACUAGAAGACAUGGCAUUGGGUACCCUAUCACAUCAGGCAAAUGAUUCUUCAUUUUUCAAGUAUUUUGAUUUUCUUGCCCAUUCAUUUUUUGUUGGAAGAAAGUGUAAGAAACACGAUUAUUUGGUUCAUCAGCAACAACAUAAUAAAUUAGUUUAAUCAAUUGAAUUUCCUUGAAAA